GGCAGCAGGCGCCGGGCCACCCGCGAGUGUGCGCAGAAACUUCGGCCACCUACGGCGGUGCGCGAGGAGCGCGGCUGACCCGCCGGCGCCAUGCGCGCCCUGCCUGGCCUGCGGGGGCUCCGGGGGCCGCCGCCGCUGCAGCUGCCGCUGCUCCUCCUAUGCCUCCUCGCGGCCGUACGCCGGGGCUGGGCGGACGGCAAUACCACAGCUUCACCUCUUACGACUCUACCCAUCCGAGAAGAAAUGAUGACAAAAUAUUCUAACCUUUCCUUGGGGAGUCAUAACAUAUCACUGACUGCUUCACCUCCUACGACUCUACCCAUCCGAGAAGAAAUGAUGACAAAAUAUUCUAACCUUUCCUUGGGGAGUCAUAGCAUAUCACUGACUGAACAGUCCAGUGUGCCAGUGGAAAAAAAUAUCACUUUAGAACGACCUUCUAGAAUAGAACUCACAUGCAAAUUCACGGCAUCUGGGGAUGUGAAUUCAGUAAAUGUGACUUGGAAAAAAGGUGAUGAACAACUUACGAAUUAUUGCAUCAAUGCCACAGGAAACAUCCUGUAUACCCAGUACAUGUUUACCAUCAUUAAUAGCAAUCAAAUGGGAAACUAUUCGUGUUUCUUUGAAGAGGAAAAGAAACAAAGGGGCACAUUUAAUUUCAGAGUCCCUGAAGUUCAAGGAAAAAACAAACCAUUGGUCACUUAUGUGGGGGAUUCAGCUGUCUUGAUAUGUAAAUGUCAACACUGUUCUCCUUUAAACUGGACCUGGUACAGUAGUAACGGGAGUAUACAGGUUCCUGUUGAUGUUCACGUGAAUGAUAAGUAUGCGAUCAAUGGAACAAACGCUAAUGAAACCAGGCUCAAGAUAAUGCAACUUUCAGAAGAUGAUAAGGGAUCUUACUGGUGCCAUGCAGUGUUCCAAUUAGGCGAGAGCCAAAUACACGUUGAACUCGUUGUGCUGAGUUAUUUGGUACCCCUCAAACCAUUUCUUGGAAUAGUUGUUGAAGUUAUUAUUUUAGUGGCUAUUAUUCUGUUUUGUGAAAUGUACACCCAAAAGAAAAAGAUGCACACAGAUGAUGGGAAAGAAUUUGAACAAGUUGAGCAGUUGAAAUCAGAUGAUAGCAACGGCGUAGAAAAUAAUGCCCCCAGGCACAGAAAAAGUGAAUCUGUGAGCCAGUGAAUGCGAAACAUCAUGUCAAGAGUCAUGGGAAGAUGUACAGUUUGUACUUCAGCUUUGUUUGUUUCCUGUUAAGAAUAUCUGAGUUUUUAUUUUUAAAAGGAUGAAAAGUUUAUGCAAUAUGCUCAGCAGUAGCUUUGUAAUAAUAUAUGCUAUAUCAGAUCUAAAGAUAUAUUUCCCUUCUGUAAUUAUUUUACAUUAAAGCAAGGUAAAUUAUAUUCAAUAUAUCCUAUGAGCUAUCACCCAGGAUAAUUAAUUUCAUCUUGGUCAUCUAGGGAUGCACAGAAGAGAUACCAGCAAAACCGGUUAAUACUACACAGAACUAAUGUCACUCAAGACCUGUUUAUAACCAAAGAAUUCAUUAAAGAGAAAACUUUUGCUAUUUGCCUUAAAAAGUUUUUUUUUUUCCGGUCAUGCUUACUAUGUCUAGACAUAUUUGUAAUAAUUUUCAUGUAAUGUUCACCCUCUGUCAUAUUGGAUAAAAACAUCUUCACUAGGAAAUGAAUACUUUCUGCCUUUGCUAAUGAUUUCAAUCUCCACAGGAAAAACAUACUUUGCCUCCACAAAUACUGGUUUAAGGCAAGGAAAUAUAACCACAUACUUGCUCCAAAUCUCCCAUCACCACAAAAACAUGUUUCCCAACCUUUGUUCUACUCAUUUCCAUUGCUUAUACACACCAGGCAAAAGUGACUUUUAGUCUUUAUGUAGAGCAUUUUUUCAAUGCCAUGGGUUUUGGAUUUUUUAAGUUGCACCUGGUGUUGAUGCUCUGGGUCCAGGUCCAUAUAGUCAUAAUAUAGCCCUGCUACAGGGAUGCUUCUGUGGUUCAUGGUUUCCUGGGAUCUUUGACUUGAUACCUGGUGUCUUGAUACCCAUGGAUGGCUAAAUAUCUAAAAAUGCAUUAUUAAUGCUUUAUAGUCAUGAUUCCGUUGUUUGAAAUCAAUCCAGAAGUACUAAAGGGCUUCUUCUAUGCGGUUGCAAAUGCCUUAGACUUUUCUUCAAAAUUAGCUUAGUUUCUAUUGCAUAUAUAACUGAAAUAUUUUAUAAAAUCACUGUAACCAAACCAAAUGAAAUAUGAAUAGACAUGAAACAUUGUCAGUGGCUUUGAGUGGACUAUAAAAUCAUACUACGGUAUACUCAAUUGGGUUGAAGACAAUGAUGUGAAGCCUGCUGGGUGUCCUUAGUGCUGGUGGGUCCCAUCUAGCAGAGGUCAGAACAAUCAGAAGCCAAAGGGGAAGUCUGGGAUGGUGGCAAGGAACCCGCAAUUUUUGGUGACUAGAAGAUUAAUAUUUGGAGAAGAGGAGUUCAAUGAUUUGGGGAGAAAAUACCUUAUAGAAUUGUACAUUAUGUACUGGCUGAGAAAAUGAUAAAAUUGUGGUAGUGAAAAUUAUAAUUUAUAUGGCAUCUUAACUAAUGUUAAAAUAUUACUAAUUGGAAUAAUAUGCCUAAGGUGGUGACUUCGAAGCUGCCCAUUACUUUGUUGCAGCACUAUUUUGUGUAAAGCGUGUUAACUGUACUUGCACAUUUUAUUGAACUAGAGUAUAUCCCUUAAGUAAUGGCAGAUUUCAUUUUAUUCUUAGUCUCAGAGCCAUAAGCCAUGCAGUGUUUUGGUUUAAUUCAUUAUUUGGUAACGUUCUCUUGGAUGGUAGCUCUAUGAUGGCAGACAACCAGUCAGUUCACUUCAUUAAUACAAACAAUUUGAAUUCAGUGAAAAAUUAGUCAAACCUGUUAUUUGACUAAGUCCAAUUCAAAGUGGUAUAGUUAUGAUUGGGUAUAUUUAAAACCAAAAACAAUUUGUAGUUCAUAAGCAGUAUGUAUCUGUCCAUUUUGCCACACUGUUUAGGCUAGAUGUUUUUCAAGCAAGAGAAAUUACUGCCCCAUGGUAAAAUAAUCUGAAAUAUUUAUUUGUAUAGUAAAUUGAAUUUUUAAGUGUCAAUGCUUGCUGUUUUUCCUAGCAAAGGCAGUUCAUUUCAGUAACCUUAAGCAGAAAAAGUACUCAGAAAAUUAAAAUUGAGUUUUGGCUUUUUAGAUUCUCUCUGGAAGAACUUCUGGAAAAUUACCUCAGACUCUUAGAUUAGAAGUGGAAUGCUUCCAUUAAUUAACCUCAUGUGGAAGAUAAAUGGAUUAACUCAUAAUAACCAAUUGUAAAUUGGCUGAAAAUACUAAGUAAGCAGAAAAGCUGAAGUAGGAAAACUGCUCCACAUUUAUAUAUUAGACACCCUGGGAAAUUCUAUUAAUCUUUCCAGCUUACAGGGCUUUGCAGAAUAAGGAGAUUUAAUGAUGUUUUAAAAUUCUCAGAUACUUUCAUAGUCAGUUUAUGCUUUAAUGUAAAUCUUCUCCCAUGGUAUCUUUCUCUUUUUCUUCAGCAUCUGGUUACUUGGGUCAAAACCCAGAACUCAUUGUGAUGUUUUCUUCUCCUCUAUUAACUAAGACUCAUUAGUUAUGAAUCUUUGUUUCUUUGACCUUCUCACUGUUCAUUAUUCCACCCAUUGCCUUCACCACCCCAUUCUCACAACUGCAACAGCAACAGUCUUGAUUUUCCUACCUCCAUCUCAUUUUCCUAUUAAUCCAUUUUUUGUAUAGCUGCCCGAUCAUCUUUUUAAAUACAAAUCUUGCUAUGUUAACUUAAUAUGGAAGCUUCCAUGCCAAACCUCUGCAGGCUUACCUUUGCCAUUUCUUAAUACCGCAGUUUUCCAAAUGGCUAAUCUCUCUCCAGUGUCUUGACUUAGUCUUGACAUAUACAGAUUUGGUGCAGAAUGCUAUCCCCCUGUGCUCCUUCCAUUGACUAACUUGAGUUUAGCGUUCAAAACUUUAAUCUGACGUUAUUUCCUGGUGGAACUUUCAUACUCAGUGGGAGUGUAUACCAUGUUAUUUGCUCAAAUAACUCCACAUUUCUUUGUGUUUAUUACCCUGUAUUAUAAACAUACAUUUGUCUCCUUCCUGUGUCAUGUACUUACCACAAAGAGGAUAAAUUAGAGAUGUCAUAAAUGUGUGUUGAAUAGAUAUAAGUAAAAAUCAAAUUUCAUUAAUUUGUAGUUAUUUUUAGAACAAUCUAAAUUGUGACAUCAGGAUGAAAAUACAGGGCUGCCUGAGUGGCUCAGUCGGUUGAGCAACCAACUGUUGGUUUUGACUCAGGUCAUGAUCUCACAGUUGUGAGAUCAAGCCCUGCAUUGGGCUCUGCUCUCAGUGUGGAGUCUACCUGGGAAUCUCUUUGUCCCCUCUCCCUCUGACCCUCCUGUCCUGUGCUCUCUCUCUCUCUCUCUCAAACAAGAAAUCUCUAAAAAAAUUUUUUAAAGAAUUAAAAUACAAUAUUUUAACAGAGAUAAACAAGGUUUUAUGAGUCAAUGUUUGCUUCUGUUACUUUGAAAACUACAUAGUAAUACGAUAAAACAUCCCAUCAGAUUUUAAUAAUGUGUUAAUAUCUCGUGAGCAAAUAGAAUUCUGAUUCCUAAACCGUUAUACAGGGUAUGCCCCUUUCAAUUUAUUUAAAUUUCUAUUGUUCUCUAUUUUUCAUAGAUAGUUCAAAUGUUAACCUCAUUUUUAUCCUUUAUUUUAAUAAGAUAAGGUAUUGACUUUAAAUAUAAAGAUAUUUAGCAACUAGCCCUUUGCAUGGUACUAUAAAGCGCAUUAAUAUUUGUGCUCCCUCCACUAAUUUCUUAUUCCUCUUUCCUGCGGCAAUACCUUACAGUACCUUAGAGCAUCUCAGAAUCCAAUUCAAAACUUUAUCUUAAAAGAAACAAAAUUUUUUAAAGAAAGGUUUCAUUGUUUAGUUUUGCUCACUGAAAGUUUGUCUUUAAUCAAAUUCAUCAAAAGAAAAAAAUGUCCCUUCUGCUCACUUAUUCCCUAGGUCUUCAUCUCUGAGGCAUUUAAAUAGAUUUAUACAAAAUGGUUUACUGAAUAGCUACUAUACUACCUUAUAGAAAAUGAAUUUAUCUCAUUGAAAAAGGCUUUGCAAUGAGUUAGGGACUUACUCCCUAUUACCAUCAUUCAUCUUCAGGGGGGAGUAAGUUCAAGUAUGUGUUCCAGUAUUAAUUGAAAGGCACAGUGACCUACUUACAGCAUGCUCUGAAUAUUUAUUAGAUGAAUGAAAAAUAGAUGAGUGACUCAAUUAUUUUGGAAUCUUAAAUUAUACAUUAUUUACAUGAUACCUACUUUGAUUCUCAUUAAUUGUGAAUAUAUCCUAUCUAGAGAAAAAGAAAACUGGAACUUGCUAUGUUCAAUUCUGUGAUAUUUAGGAAUGUAUUUGCACUGAAUCUAGAAGGUCAGUUACAUGCCAAAUUGAGUUCUUCAUUGAGAAUAUAUAAUAUUAUUAAAUAAUAAUAACUGAUAUUAGUCAAGUGCUUAGCAUGUGACAGGCACUGUACUAAAUGUUUUGACAUGUGUGACCUCACUGAAUCCCCACAUCUUAUGCUACAGGAACUAUUAUCAUCUGCUGUAUUAGAGAAGAGAAAACCAAAGCUUAGGGAGAUGGAAGUAUUUGGAACUGGGAUUGAAAUCCAAAGAGUCCUUCUCAGGAGUCUAGGUUUAGCAACCAUGUUGAACAGCUUUAGCCUCUACUUACCUGUGUCUUAGAAAAUGAGGCUAUUAUCUAUAUCAAGCAUCUUUUUAAAAAAUUUUUACUCUUUUAGAUGGUCAGUUAAAUAAGAUCCAUAAUCUUAUCCUUAAGGUUUGUACGACCUAUGCUAUGGCGUAUUUGUGUCCCUGAGGUGGUGCUGGGCAAGCAUGAUACUAUUUGGAAAGUCUUUCCUUCGGUUCCUCCCGCCCGCCCCCCCCCAUGCCACCAUUUCUUUUCUCAAUAGCUAGUGUGACUAUUGACUUUAUCAUCCAAACACUGAGAACAAAAGAAGGUGCUAUAUAUCAUUUCACCAGGACAACAGACAGAAAACGGACCGUAUGGUCACAUUUUUAGUCUGCAGGGACCUAAGUACUCUACGGAUGUUCUAGCCUAGAUACAGCAAUAACAUCUGUAGCAAGUUUGACUGAUAAACAGAAAUUCACUUUCAGGGAAAGAACCAUCUUUAGAAAAUGCCCGGUGAGUCUCACUAUAGAGAAAUGUCUAGAAUGAGACAAUUAGUAAGCUUAGAGAUUUAUUACUUUCCAAAAGUAAUACAAUUAAAAUUUAUUAUCAUUCAAAAGUAUGAUUCACAGUCAUAAGAGAAGUUGGAAAAGAAAGUCGUGUUUUUGAUAACCUGUGAAAUGAACUGGACAAUUCUUUGGAUUUGCUUAUCUUCAUGAUUAAUGUGUCAUAAUAAUACCCAUGUGAUUCUCAAUGAAUCAGGAAUGCCUGAUUAUGCUUUUACAAUAAAAUUUACUUAUAAAAUCAGUGAGGAUCAAUCAUGAAUAACAUUGUCAAAAUUACUUAUAGUCACAUGAUUAACUUGUAACAUCUAUAUUUCUUACUCUCUCAUUUUCCAAAUGAGAAAAUGCUAGGGCAACUUGUUUAGGGUAUUGGUUAAAAUCUAUAUAUUAUUUUGGUGUGUUAUCUAUUUGUUUAAGAACUUUUGUUCAUAAAAUUGAUUUUGCUAUUUAAUUUGUAAUUUACUUCAAGAAUAGCACAAAUUCUUAUUUUUUCUGUUUUAUUUGAUAAAUGAAAAUAUUAGACUUAUCACAUAUAUAAGUAACUGUUAUUUAAUACUACAAAAAUAUCACAAAAUAUGAUUAUAUUAACUGCUUUUGUAUGUCUUAAGAUAAAAACUUGACCAUAAAUUUUACUUUAAAAAAAAUCAAGGACCAUAGAUUUUUUAUGAUAUAUUUCCUAAUAAUUUUAAUAUUUUCUUUUUUUAGCAUAUAUGUCUAAAUUCUCCUUAAUGCCUUUCUGUAUUAUGUAAAUAGCACAGAAAAUACCUGUAUUGGAAUGUUUCAAAAAAACUUUUUUUUUUGCCUAUAACUCAAAGACUGUAUCUAACAUGCAAUUAAAU
Mirounga angustirostris (Northern elephant seal) is the source of this 7088-nucleotide messenger RNA. RefSeq names its product embigin (gene EMB). Gene Ontology annotation, molecular function: cell-cell adhesion mediator activity. Bases 91 to 1176 code for a protein of 361 amino acids. NCBI's taxonomy places the organism in Eukaryota, Metazoa, Chordata, Mammalia, Carnivora, Phocidae. Gene Ontology annotation, cellular component: plasma membrane; axon. The record is from RefSeq and is a predicted model, not a curated record. The transcript has 10 exons. Gene Ontology annotation, biological process: dendrite self-avoidance; homophilic cell-cell adhesion; axon guidance.